AUGGUUCUAGCCAAAAAAUCCAUUCGUUGUCUUUCCAAAUCAUACAAAUCAUUCAUCAAAACAUGGUUAUGCCAAAAUACACCGUCAUCCCCGACCGAUGGUAAACCAUCGCGCCCUAAACAAACUCAGCAGGAAUCUGUUGUAGAUGACAAAUCAGGUGAACACACGAAUGGAAUUCGCGACAUGGGAUUGAAUGCAGAUGCAUUGAGAGAGAAGGAUAUAAUGAUGAGUUCAAGAUUAGGAUGUUGUUUGUGUAGGCAUAGAAGCUUUGGAGAUUCACGUUUACCUUCCAAUUCGAUGGCUUCUACGUCAAGAAACAACUCGGUUAACAGAAAGAGGGAUAGUCGCAAGAGAAGCAAGAGCGUCGAAAGCUUUGAGAAAUUUGUACCUCCCCCUUAUUCAUUGAAUAUUAGCGGCAGUUUACAAAUGCCUCCUCGUUCGCAGUCAAGAAAUGGUAGUCGUAAAAAUGGAACUCCGAUCAUGUAUUCCAAUUCAUCAGGAAUGCUCAAACCACCACCAAUUGAGAAAACUCUCGAAUGCACCCUUGAAGAGUUGUGUUAUGGUUGCACGAAAAAGAUCAUGAUCACCAGAGAUGUCCUCUCAGAUACUGGAAGUGUUGUUAAAGAGGAGGAACAAUUAACAAUAAAUGUAGAACCUGGAUGGAAGAAAGGAACAAAGAUAAGAUUUGAAGGCAAAGGGAGCAUAAGGCCUAAUGCAUACCAAGAAGACAUAGUAUUUUAUAUAUCUGAGAAAGGACACCAAUUUUUCAAAAGAGAAGGGGAUGAUUUGGAAUUAUGUUUAGAAAUUCCCUUAAUAAAGGCACUUACUGGGUGUACAAUAUCCGUUCCAUUGUUGGGUGGAGAGCAUAUGAAUUUGACAGUAGAUGAUGUUAUAUACCCUGGCUAUCAGAAGAUUGUAACUGAUCAAGGUAUGCCAAUCUCCGGAGAAUCAGGGAAGAGAGGAGACUUAAGAAUUACAUUUCUUGUUGAGUUUCCGACACAUCUUACCGAUAAUCAAAGAUCUGAAGUUUUUGGUAUUUUACAGAACUCUUGUUGA
Molecule: messenger RNA, 1056 nt
Organism: Lathyrus sativus (Indian pea)
Lineage: Eukaryota; Viridiplantae; Streptophyta; Magnoliopsida; Fabales; Fabaceae
Source: the annotation of a GenBank genome assembly